CAGACCGGAAGACUCUGUGGUUCAGUCCGCGCCGUGGUGCAGCCUGGGUAGCCGCUCUCCGCCAUGGCGUCCCGUGCCCUCUGUAUGUGUGUCCGCUCUGCUCUCCGUCCCCUUCCCCGUCGUUCCGCGCAUGUCCUGGGCGCAGCCGCCUGCAGGCAACGCUCGUCCCUGGCAAGGCCUUCAACGAUAGCCCCAAUCCUCGCACCUCAGGUUUCCGGCUCCCUGCUUCAGUUGUGCCGCCAGUAUGGAGACCUCCCACCCCUCACGCUGGAGAGCAUCUCUGAGCGGGUUUUAUACGUGUUGAAGUUGUACGACAAGAUUGACCCAGAAAAGCUGGCUGCGACCUCGCACUUCAUGAAAGAUCUGGGAUUGGACAGUUUGGACCAAGUUGAAAUAAUCAUGGCGAUGGAGGAUGAGUUUGGCUUCGAGAUCCCAGACGCAGAUGGCGAGAAGCUGAUGACACCGCAGGAGAUCGUAGAUUACAUUGCAGAUAAAAAGGACGUUUAUGAAUGAGCUACACGUUACUUUGUGUUCACUGACCCUCUUUGUCUCCAGGUAGCUUUGGUAGGCGCUCCGUGACCGCGUCUGCAUGCAGAGGCUCAGCAGCUGCCGUCGGCACUUCCAGAAUCCUGUAUUUAAGCUGUCUGAAUGUGUUGGACUUUAAUAAAUGUGUAAAAAAAGAAAUAA
Messenger RNA from Spea bombifrons (plains spadefoot toad), 687 nucleotides. RefSeq names its product NADH:ubiquinone oxidoreductase subunit AB1 (gene NDUFAB1). Gene Ontology annotation, cellular component: mitochondrion. Gene Ontology annotation, biological process: fatty acid biosynthetic process. The coding region runs from base 64 to 513 and encodes 149 amino acids. The transcript is spliced from 5 exons. The record is from RefSeq and is a predicted model, not a curated record. NCBI's taxonomy places the organism in Eukaryota, Metazoa, Chordata, Amphibia, Anura, Pelobatidae. Gene Ontology annotation, molecular function: acyl binding; acyl carrier activity.